CCAUGACGUCAGCCUCUCCGGAGCCCAGCCCUAGCCGCUGCUGGGGCUGGAUCCCGGCAGCCAUGUUCUCCCUGCCGUCCCUCCCCUCCUGGCUCCCUGGCCUCUCCUCCCUCGAGUGGGGCUCCAGCCUCCUCGACUCCCUCCUUCAAGGCCUCAUCGGGGCCUUCGGAGUCUCCGUCCUCAACAGCCUCCUGAAGGUUUACUUCUUCGUGAGCUGUGCCAACAACCCCGAGCGGCGGCUGGAGAAGGAGCGGCUUCGGGCCCGGUGGGCCUUGCUGGAGACCGCGCACCUGGCAGGCCUAGCCCUGAUCCUGACGGCCGUGGGGACCCGGGUGGCCGCCCUGGUGGUGCUGGAGUUCUCCCUCCGGGCCGUCUCCACGCUGCUCUCCCUGGGCAAGGGCGCCCGGGGCACUGAGAGGCUGCAGCUGUACCUGCUGUGCCAGUUCUCCCUGGGCUGCGGGCUGACCUGUGGCCUGAGCUUCCUGCAGGAGGACGCCCCUCACCGCACGCUGAAUCUGCUGCUGGGCCUCGGGCUGGCCGCACUGCUCAGCAGGGUCGCCCGGCGCCUCUGCCGCCACGUCUGCCACCUGUACGAGCUGCAUAGCAGCCAGGACUACUGUGGGGUCUGCCUGGGCCUGCUGGCCGGCGCACGUGGCCUCCCCAAGCUGCUGGGCCGCGCCCUGGCCAUGGCCUUCGCUGUGGGCAACCUGGCGGCCGUGGCCCUUAUCAAUCGGGACUUCCUGACCACCUCAGAGGCUGUGCGCUUCUGGACACCGCUCACCAUCUGCUACACCCUGCUGGUCAUCUACAUGCAGGAGGAACAGCGGCUGAGCCCUGGCCUGCAGAGCCAGGUCCAGACGGUGCUGGUGCGCAUGGGCGGCCUCUUCGUGCUGCUGCUGACCGUGGGCCGCUGGCUGGACCUCCUGGGCGUCCUCAUCUCCCUGCUGGGCGAGCUCUGGUGCCUAAUGGGUGUCCGCACUCUGCUCGACCUUUGCCAGAUACAGGACUUUCCAUCCCAGAGGCUUUCAGUGUCAGCUCCGAGCCAGCCCCAGCCCUCGGCACCUGCCCAGCCCCAGGGGACGGCCCCCUCCUGACCUGUCUCGGCAAGGACUCAGAGUCUAUCUCAGGCCGACCGAGGCUCACCUGGAGGCCUUUAACCCAGCAUGCUGCCUGGAGGCAGAGUGGCAGGGUUGGCCCCCACCUAGAACUUGAGGCGGGCACUGGAGACCCCCCAUGAUGGAGGGAAGGGUUGGCCCUCAGAAGUGGGGGCACCUGGAAGCCCUUUGGGUGAUUCUUCUUUUUCUCAGGGUGGGCAGUGGACACACAGCCCUCUCAGACCUGCCUUGGCGGGGAGGUGGAGAUGGGGGAGAAAGGUGUCCUCAGAAUGCCCCCUGCCAUACUGGCCUCCCUUGCCCUCUCCACGAACAAUAAAGAUGGUUUUCUCAGCC
Molecule: messenger RNA, 1448 nt
Organism: Pteropus alecto (black flying fox)
Lineage: Eukaryota; Metazoa; Chordata; Mammalia; Chiroptera; Pteropodidae
Gene: TMEM82
Product: transmembrane protein 82
Exons: 6
Coding region: 3-1094 (363 amino acids)
Source: RefSeq, a predicted model, not a curated record